UUGGGUAAAUGGUAAUUGGGAGCUUUGACUGCAAUCUGCAAGCUACUGCUGUCAUCUGAUGAUUAAAUUAACAAUCAAAAGAUAUUUCCAUACGAACAAAAAAAAAUAAUAAUAAUAAAAUAUUUAAAAAAAAACAAAAAAAGUAAAUCCUCUGAUUCCGUUCGGUCAAUGUAUUGUUCAAAAUUGUAAACAAAACAUAACACACGUGAUCUGAUGAAAAUGAAACGUUCAAAAAUUGAUAUCAUCAAUGCAACUGUUGAAUCGUAUUUGAAACGUCGUGGCUAUCAGGAUAUCGAUAUAUGUAAUAAACCAGAUCGUAAUAAAACAAUCACAGGUGAAGAAUUAUUAUUACGUGAAAUGGCCGAGUCCGCAACUUCAACUAAAAAUUCAAUUAUUUUUAGCGCCAUCACAAAUGAUGUUACUGCUGCUGAUCAAGCAUACAAAAAAUUACGAGCAUGGAUUGAUUUAAUUCACGAUGAAACAGUAAAAGAAGAUUUAAUGAGUCUCCUGUAUCCAAUUUUCUGUCAUAUGUAUUUAGAAAUGCUUAAUGCAGGAAAUUUACAGGCAGCAAUUGAAUUUUUCAAUAGUAAUCGUAAUGAUUUUUUAUCGUGUACUGAGAAAAAUUUUCUUGAUGAAUUGUCAUGCGUGUUUUCAAUCCAAGACGCCGAGUCGAAGCCAACUGUCAAUGCGUUUAAAAUGAGGAAGUAUCGGGUUGACAUGUCUGAUGAAGCCCACAAUGCAUUGCAAAAGUAUCUUGCUAAACAUGGACACGUUAUUAUUAUGCAGAUUAUAAAUAUACAUGUGAAAAUUAAUAUAAAGGUAGAAAAUGUAGUUGAAGAAGAUGAAACUGACGACAGAACAAGAUUUGGAGACAUUAGUAUCAACGGGCAUAUGGAACAAACGUCUGGUACUGGGGCUGACAGAGAAAUGAGAGAAUUGUUGGAAGUAAUACGUGGGUUAAAUAAUAAUCCAUACAAACCCUUGAGAAUAUUCAGAAUUAAAAAUGCAAUUGAAGAUGCGAGCUGCGCAACGAUACCCAAUAAAAUGGAUAAAUUUGCAGUAGGAUUUAAUAGCCAUACUGUCAGAAUAUGGCCAAUGGGAAGUACGAGAUUAAUGAUACCACAACCAGGACCUCCGCCAAAAAAAACACGCAAUGAAAAUGAAAUAGACUAUAAUAUUCAUGAUAAUCGUGUUGAAGUCGAAUCGUCGGGUGCUAUUGUGUUACGAGGUCACACAGAUAUUGUACAUGACGUCAGAUUUACAAGCGACACUGAAAUCCUUCUCUCAGUGUCAAGUGAUAAUGAUUUGAAAGCCUGGAGUAUGCAGGAUUACAGUUGUAUUGGAACUUACACUGGACACAAUUAUCCAAUUUGGUGCAUGGACAUGAGUUUAGAUGACGCGUAUAUUGUAACAGGCUCCCAUGAUCGUACUGCUAAAUUGUGGACACUGGAUAGAAAAUCUCCAGUUCGUAUAUUCGCGGGUCAUUAUAUGGAUGUCAAUUCAAUUAAAUUUCAUCCAAAUGGAAAUUAUUUAGCGACCGGUUCCGCAGACAAAUCGGUUAAAUUAUGGAGCAAAGAAAAUGGCGAAGCUUUGAGAACUUAUCCAGGUGUCCAGUCAACGAUUUACAGUUUAGCAUUUAGUCCUGAUGGAAAAUACCUCGCCGGUGCUGGUGAUGAUAAAAAUGUGUUGAUCUGGGAUUUGGCGACAGAUGGACUUGUAAAUGAAUUGAAAGGUCAUGAGUCGACGAUAAUGAAUUUAGACUGGAGUGCUGAUGGUCAGUUUAUUACCAGUGGGGACAUGGGUGGUACUGUUAGAUUAUGGUCCGCUAAAAUAGCCACCAAAAAUGGUAUCAGUAUUCCAGUACAAUCAACAUCUGAAAUGGAAAUUCCAGCUGUACAAGUAUUAAAACCGAGCAUUGAAGCCAUUCUGACACUAAAAUUCAACCCUAGAAAUAAUUCGCCCAUGUGCGUCGUUACUGCGUAAAAAGUUAACUUAAUAUUUUUUUCUGAAAGAAGUCUCUCUAAAAAACGCCGGAAAAUUUUAACUCGCGAUAAUCAAUUUUGUUCUUCUUUUUUUUACUAAUUACUCAUCUGAUUUUUUUUUUACUAACAGUAAACCGUUUAACGUCAAUAAUUAACUUGAAAAUUUUUUUAUUAAUUAAAUUAAUCGACGUGGAUAAGUGUACAGAAAUAGAUAGAAUAGAACAAGGGAUAAGUAGGCGGCACGAUAACGUGCCACACUCUCGGCUAUUCCGAACACAGGUUUUUUUCUGUAUCUUUAGACACAACGUAAAUUAAUUGUUUUAAGUAAUAACGAUAUAUAAAAGUUUAUUUUGAGCUUUUUUUUUAUUGUUUGUUAAAAUUUUUCGGCGUUUUUAUUUGUAUUAAUUUGUAACAAAGUACACUAUUAAUUACGAGGUGAUGAUCAAAGUCUUCAACCGAUAUAAAAAUAAUUAAAAUUUUCUACCUUUAGUUUAUAAUUUUAUUAUUAUUAUUAAUUAAGAUACUCAAUAAUGAAAGGUCAUUAAUUUGUCCUUUCAAAACUGUGCUGGCUGUUAAAAAUCGCAGUAUUUAUAAUCGAAUAAUUAGUUUUUUUUAAGCUCACAAAUUGUGUUCAGCUAAUGAUAAUUAAUUGUAAUUGUUAUUUUAAAUACUACUAUAAAAAUAUAUUAAUAGCAAAUAGUAUUUUUAAAUAAAAAAUUUGACUAUUUUUUAAUAAUAAUUAAGGUCAGUGUGAAACAAAUAAAUUUUCAU
Microplitis mediator is the source of this 2753-nucleotide messenger RNA. It is a transcript of the gene wda, whose product is annotated as TAF5-like RNA polymerase II p300/CBP-associated factor-associated factor 65 kDa subunit 5L. Gene Ontology annotation, molecular function: protein binding; RNA polymerase II general transcription initiation factor activity. The transcript is spliced from 10 exons. The record is from RefSeq and is a predicted model, not a curated record. Gene Ontology annotation, cellular component: transcription factor TFIID complex. The coding region runs from base 214 to 1983 and encodes 589 amino acids. NCBI's taxonomy places the organism in Eukaryota, Metazoa, Arthropoda, Insecta, Hymenoptera, Braconidae. Gene Ontology annotation, biological process: transcription initiation at RNA polymerase II promoter.